Molecule: messenger RNA, 1294 nt
Organism: Tachyglossus aculeatus (Australian echidna)
Lineage: Eukaryota; Metazoa; Chordata; Mammalia; Monotremata; Tachyglossidae
Gene: TMEM169
Product: transmembrane protein 169
Exons: 2
Coding region: 60-1007 (315 amino acids)
Source: RefSeq, a predicted model, not a curated record
GGCCCGGCCGGAAGCCUCGGCACCGGACCGUCCGUGAGGAGAGAUCCCAGCACGUGGAGAUGGCCCGCCCGGGACCGGGCUGGCUAGGAGCCCGCCAGGAGAACCAGGGCGAUGACCACGAGCCGAUGCCAGGGGAGCCGAUGCCGGAAGAGGGAUGGGGCCGGCCCCCCGGCUCCCUCCUGAAGGCCCGGAGGUCGCCCGGGGCCCUGGACGGAGCCACCACGCUGGCCCGCGGGGCCAAGAAGAGGAGGAAGAAGGAGGAGUCUUGGCCACAGUCCGUCAUCGUCUACCGCUCGGAGAACCAGGGGCCCGAGGAGGAGGAAGAGCAGGAGGAGCAGGAAGAGCAGGAAGACGGGGAGCCCUCCAGAGAAGAGGAAGGAGCCAAGUUCCUGGGGAACCCCUCGACAGAGGAUGCCCGCUACGUGACCCUGACGGGGACGGUGACGCGGGGCCGGAGGAAGGGCCAGCUGGUGGACAUCCACGUCAGCCUGACGGAGCGGGAGCUGCGGCAGCUGAGCGGGGCCGCAGACCCCCCGGGCCGGCCCGCCUGCCCCCUGGGGCCCGACCGGGGCCCCCACGUCCUCCUCUGGACGGUGGCCUGUCUGCCCGUGGUCUUCGUCCUGGCCUUCGUGGUCUCCUUCUACUACGGCACCCUCACCUGGUACAGCGUGUUCCUGGUGUACAACGAGGAGCGUGCCUUCUGGCACAAAGUGUCGUGCUGCCCCUGCCUGGUCCUGUGCUACCCGCCGCUCAUCGUGGCCCUGGCCGGCUCCCUGGGCCUGUACGCCGCCCUGGCCCAGCUGUCCUGGUCCUGGGGGGCCUGGUGGCGGGCGGCCCGCGACCUGGAGAAGGGCUUCUGCGGCUGGCUCUGCGGCCGGCUGGGCCUGGACCGCUGCGCUCCCUACAGCGUCGUCGAGCUGCUCGACGCCACGGGCGCGGACACGGACGUGCCCGCCGGGCCCUCGCCCGGGCCCUCCGCGCCCCACGUGGAGACCUCGGCCGUCUGAUCGGCCUCCCCUCCCCGACCCCGGGCAUCGGAAGGGGCCGCACGCGCAUUCCACGUCGGGGAGGAGAUGAUGACCACACUCGUGUCGGUCUGAACGCCCCCAACCUGGGUGGGAUAUAGCCUACAUCCCCCUUCCCACCUCCCACUCACUAGUGAGGCCCCCGCCCCCCCAAUCCCAUGGUCUCCCAAGCACGGGGGGGAGAGGCGCUCACUCUCCUUCCCUACGGGGAAGGAAAAGGUGAUGAUAUCUGGUAAGCGCUUACUAUGUGCCAAGCACUGUUCUAAGCA